Messenger RNA from Drosophila kikkawai, 2190 nucleotides. RefSeq names its product protein-associating with the carboxyl-terminal domain of ezrin. Lineage: Eukaryota; Metazoa; Arthropoda; Insecta; Diptera; Drosophilidae. The record is from RefSeq and is a predicted model, not a curated record.
UCCAGCACUACUUCACAAAAACAAUGGGAAAUGAGGGAAGCAAAUUGAGGGGUUUAAUUAUUGAGAAAAAUGCAGUUGAGGCAAAUGAUUUUUGGACGUUGUACAACGCCGAAUCUUCGGCAUCCUCAAAUGAAGAAGGAAGCAGCAGCGGCUUGCUCCUAUCUGUAUUCCAAGGUGAACACCUUGUUAAGGGUCAGUUGUGGGCUGAGGGUGCAGGUCCCAUGGAGAGGUGUAUAAAGAACCUUAUGGUCUACCGGCAUCCGUAUAUAUUAAAAUACAUAGCUACCUGGGAAAAAUCUGGCCAGAAGCAUCUAGCUACAGAGAGAGUUCGGCCCUUAAACGAGGUUCUGGCCGAGCAGAGUGGAAUGCAAAUCUGCCUUGGCCUACGCACAAUACUGUGUAGUCUUAUAUUUUUGAUUGAGAAAGCUCUUGCUCGACAUUUGAACAUAAGCAUCCAUUCCAUUUAUGUGACUGACAGUGGCAACUGGCGUCUCGCUGGAUUCGAAUACGUGUGGAAGGCCAAUGAGGUGAAUGGACAGUUGAUCGAUUUGGCACGUCAUUUUAUGGACCCAAGCAACCGUGGCGAAGACUUUGAGCAGUUUGCGUUUGCAACUCUUUGCGAACAGGUCCUGGACAAACGAAGUAGCACUAAAGACGUCACUCCACAUUAUCAUGAGUUUCGCGAAUACUGCAACUCACAUAUGAAACACCAAAUUAGUGAGCUAAGGCCGAAGCUAUCAGCGGUUUUACUGCAUCCUUACUUUAAUCACGAGUUUGUAUUUAUACAUUCCUUUUUAUUUGAGCUGCCGUUAAAGUCUGUUCAGGAACGCCAGAAUUUCUUCGCUACUUUGAUUGAACGUCUGCGUUGUUUUGAUGAGCAAGUUGUGGCCUCGGAACUAGCGAGCAGUUUGCUAUCUAGGAUGGUCCUACUUGAUCCAACAGCCCACCAAUUUGUAACACCCAAUGUCUUGCGAACGAAAGCCACCACAGCUAAAGCAACAGUACCGUUGUUUUCCCCACAGAUUUAUGUCAAAUAUUUACUGCCGCACAUUCUGAAGAUGUUUCGUCUUCGUGAUGCUCAGAUCCGUUUAAUACUCCUCGACUACUUCAUGGACUAUGUUCGUCUUUUAAGCGAUGAACAGUUAUUGUCCGAGAUUCUGCCAAACUUGCAGCUCGGCAUGAACGACACGAAUGACGUCUUAGUUGCUAAGACGCUUAGGUGCAUGGCUGAUUUAGUUCCCAUUUUGGGGGCCCACAAAGUUCUAGGUGGUGAGAAUCGUAAAAGAUGUUUUUCUGAUGGUCGGCCGCACGCUGCUGUUUCCACAGAUAUACAAAAUCCCGUACAAGAGCCCCGAUCUAUUACUCCCUUGAUGAACGGCUGCUCUGUCGAUGUGGAGGAGGACGGCUUCAUGAUGUCUGGUAGUCCCUUGCCAACCGAGACAGUGAGCAGUGCGGAUCACUUUGAGCUUCGUCUUAGUCCAGACGGAGGUGAAGAUGAUAAAAAUGCCAAUUUAAGUGAGGAAUCCUCCCUGGAUAUCGGCAACAGGAACAUCAGCUCCGUUGGCGAAGCUCACGAAAAAAACGCCCCAAACGGGAAUGAAGACGAUAUGUGGUCGGAUUGGGAUGUAACAGAUGAGUUGCAGAGAUUACAUUAUAAGCAGCCAAAAGUGGAAGAAGCGGGCAUCCAAAAUAAUUUGUCUUCAAAAAAUGUGGACACCAAAAAUAGUGCCCCGAUCUCGGAAACUUAUCAGGCCGCCUCGAAUCCUACAGCCAGCUCAAACAUAUCCAUUGGGGCAGUUAAGACUAGCACGCAUCUUAUCGAUGAUCUGAGUGCACUUGAUAUACAAGUGCAACUGAUGACAUCGGCGGUCGAUGGCUCAGAGUUGACAGAAUUCGACUUCUUCAAGGACAUGGAACCAGUCAUUGGCGCAAAAGCCAGUGGCAGUAGAGCGACAGAGGCAAUCAGUAGCCGCUUUGCUGCUGCUGAUUCAUUACAAUUUAAUGAUGAUAGUCUAAAUGCAAAGGUGGAUCAGGGUUGGGGUCAUGACGAAGAAGAGGACGACGACGUUGUCUGGGGUGUCACUAACGCAGUCACAACCUAAGACAACUUUUAUUAUAUGAAUUAUUAAUGUUUAAUAAGUGUAAAAUCAACGUUAUGCAAUGCAAUAAAAUUCACUUAAAAAAGCCUAA